GCGGGAAGUGACGCAUUGCAGCGGGAGGCGAGGAUUUGAAUGGAACCGGGAGGCAGCGGCAGGGACAGACGUCAGUAACGUGAGUUUCAGAUCCAUUCACCGUAACUAGAGAUUCCACUGACUAUUUGGCUGUAGAAAUAUCCACAGUAUGACAACCUUGGAAAAUGAGUUUCUCAGAGAGGAAGUCCAGAAGCUGAGGUCUGCGCUUAAACGAUAUGAAGAUAAAAAUUAUGGUGGACACAGUGUUGACCAGGAUGGUGAUUUUUUGAGAGAGGAUAAUAAUGCAACAUCUCGAAUGAAUGAAAGACGAAGUUUAGGUCUACAAAAUGAAGAAAUUGAUAAAUACCCAGAAGAGUUGAUAGAACAACUUCAUUUUUAUCAGGCUGAAAUGGGUAAGAUACGAUUGAAGAUUGAAAAUGUUACUAAGGAAAAUGAAAGGCUUCACGAGCAGCUAAAGGAAUCUUUAGAAAAGCAGCUGGAAUCUAUUCCUUCUGGUUUCACCACUGAAGCAUUUACUGAGCAAGAACUGAUUAAAAACCUACAAGAACAAUUGCAACUUGCAAAUCAAGAAAAAGAAGAUGCCUUAGAGCUGUGGCAAAAUGUUUCACAGGAAAUGGAUCGUUUGCAGCAGCAAUAUCAGGGUCACAUAACCCAGGCUCAUCUAAAUGUGGCAGAGAGACAAAAGCAACAGGAACAACUAGCUCAUCUUGAACAACUUAAUAAGCAACUCCUUGAAGCAAAAGAAAAAGCAGAAUUGACAAACCAACAGUUUCUGCACACUGUAAAUAAGCAGCAAUUGGAAAGAGAGCAACUUGGAAACCAAUUAAGGCAGGCAAAACAAGAGUCACGAAUAGCAACUGUGAAGCUAGAAGAAACUACUAAACUAAUAGAAAAUCUGCAGGAGCAGCUGCAAAGAAAGGAAGAAGAUGAGGUGGCUGCUAAGGCAAAGGAGGAAGCUUCAGAAAAACGAGUUCAGCAUAUUCAGUCUGCUUUCACACAGUUAGAAACCAGGCUAAAAGUAGCUGUCCAAGAUGUAGAAAAAUUUAAAGAUGAACGAAUUGCACUCGAAAAGCACAUUGGGGAAUUACAAGCAAAAUGUGCAGAAGUUGAAGAAGAGAAAUAUGAUGCUGUUUCCAGAGUCCGUGACAGUAUGCAAAUAUUAGAAGAAGCUAACCUACAAAAGGACCAGGCUCUGCUAAGAGAAAAGCAAAAGGAAGAGGAGAUUGAAAAUAUGAAAGAAGGCAUGAAUAAAAUAAUUCAAGAAGCUGCGGCAAGAACGCGGAAAGAGGUAGAGAAUACAAGAAAACUGUUUAAUGUGCAGAUUGCACGGUUGACUGAAGAACUUUCAGCUGCUCAGAUGGAAUGUGGAGAUAAACAGAGCCAGCUUGAACGUGCAAUGAGAGAGAGGCGUGCAGCAGAGGAAGAACUUGCAAAGGUCUAUCGUGACGGUCAACUAAAUGAAAAAGAUUAUAGAAAACAGGAGGAGCUCCACCAGCGAUUUCUAAAUGCUGAGCGUAUGAAAGAUGACCUCCAGAUAAGGCUGCAUGCUGCACAAAAUAAAAUUAAGCAAAUGGAGCUCAACUUUAGUGAGGAUUUGUCCCGAUGCCAUGAAACAAUGGAGAAGCUCAACAAGACUUUAGAAUCUGAAAGAGAGAGCAGUAAUUCUGUAAGUGAAGAAAGACUGAAACUUGUGCAGGAGAAUGAACAGUUACGAAAAGAAGUAGACGAAUGGCGGAAAACUGCUACAGAGGUGCAACAAAAGGUUAAAUUUCAGAUUAGCACACUAGAGCAUGAGUUUUCUGUGAAGGAGCAAGGAUUUGAAGUACAACUGCAAGAGAUGGAAGACAGCAAAAGAAAUUCUAUAAAUGAGCUGAGGAGGCUUCUGUUGGCUCAGCAAAAAGCAACCAACCAAUGGAAGGAGGAAGCAAGAAAAAUAACAGAGAGUACAGAGGCCAGGCUGGGGAAUCUGCGAACUGAAUUAAAGAGACAAAAACGGCACAGUGAAGAACUGCUGUCUCGGUUACACACAGCACAAGAACAAAAGGCAGAGUUUGAAAAUGUAAUAUUAGAAUAUCAGGAGAAAGCAAACAGACUACAAAAGCGGCUAGACCAAGCAGAAGAGCGGGCGCUAACAGCUUCUAAACAGCUCAAUCUCAUUGCAUCACAGAGAAGAACAGCAGCUCACAAAGUAGAUCUACAAAAUAUGUGAGAGUUCCCAAGAGCAGAUCCUCACCAAUUAUUUCCUACUUAAAUAACUACCAUUUUUUAAUGAGUUUUUUUGCAUAUAUGUAAUGUCACAUUUUUAUACUGAUUUCUUAAGUGCGAUAUAAGAUCCAGAAAAUAUGGGAAUGUUGUUAGCCUGGUGUUCUUUGGGUAAACUAUGGCCAAUGGUAUUUAUGUAUCCCUGUUGGGAAGUUUCUUCUAAAAUAAAAUUGCUUCCAAGCACA
Xenopus tropicalis (tropical clawed frog) is the source of this 2447-nucleotide messenger RNA. RefSeq names its product sodium channel and clathrin linker 1 (gene sclt1). The record is from RefSeq and is marked validated. Gene Ontology annotation, biological process: clustering of voltage-gated sodium channels. Lineage: Eukaryota; Metazoa; Chordata; Amphibia; Anura; Pipidae.